GUAACAUACACUCCUCUGACAGUAACAUACAAUCCUCUGACUGUAACAUACAAUCCUCUGACUGUAACAUACAAUCAUCUGACAGUAACAUACAAUCAUCUGACAUUAACAUACAAUCAUCUGACUGUAACAUACACUCCUCUGACUGUAACUUACACUCUGACUGUAAUAUACACUCCUCUGACUGUAACUUACACUCUGACAGUAACAUACAAUCCUCUGACAGUGACAUACACUCUAACAGUAACAUUCACUCUGACUGUAACAUACAAUCCUCUGACUGUAACAUACAAUCCUCUGACUGUACCAUACAAUCCUCUGACUGUAACAUACACUCCUCUGACUGUAACAUACAGUCAUCUGACAGUGACAUACACUCUGACAGUAACAUACACUCUGACUGUAACAUACACUCCUCUGACAGUAACAUACACUCUGACUGUAAUGUACACUCUGACAGUAGCAUAUACUCUGACUGUAAUGUACACUUUAACAUUAACAUACACUCCUCUGACAGCAACAUACACUGGAAUAGUAACACACACUCGUCCGAAGGUAACUCACCCUCCUCCUCCAGUUUGGAAGUCAGCUCCAGCACUCUGUGUUGCUCCAUACUCCUUGAGGAGAACUUCAACCCAGCAUCCUGCGGUGGCCUCCUCCUCAAUGCUGCCCCAUCCUCUGAUCCUCCUGAAGCCGAGGAGCAAUCUGAAGGUAAAGAUUUUGACAGGAGUCUGAACUUGAAGACUGAACCUGAUGCCUGCCAUCAGCAGGACAGGGGUGGGGGGGACAAGGAGGUGGGAGAGGAGGUGCAGAGGGACCAGAGUAGGGAGCAGAUGAAGGUCAAACAGGAUUUUGUGAAGUCACUUUUUAAGGAAGAGGAGGUGGUAGAAGGGAAACAACAGCAACAAUUACAGGAGGCAAAGUGCAGGAGCAAAGAGGAAGUGGAGGAAAGUGAAAAGAUUGAGGGAAUCGAAGAAGUGGGACAGAAGAUGGAGGUGGAGGAGGUGCAGGUAUUAGCACAGCAGGAUCAAAAGGAGGAACAGGAGGAAGUGAUUAAAGAGAUCAAGAAGGAAGCUGAGAAAAUAAAAGGAUGUGCAGAAGCGUACACGGAUAAAGUCUCUUUCUUAAAAAAAGAACAGAAACCACACCAUAGAGACCCUUAUUGUGAAGUUAUCAAACAGGAAACUCAUCUUGGACUCUAUUAUUGUGAAAACGUUUCACUGUUGUCACAUCCUGAGGAUUCUUUUUGUGUAAAUGACAAACUGCUAUCAUAUUCCGCGGACAACUCUUAUUGUGGAAAUAUCAAACAAAAAUCAAAAUUUAAAGACUCUUAUUGUGAAAACUCCUCAAUGAAUUCACAUUCUGAGGACUCCUAUUGUGAAAAUAAAUCACAAAACUCUCCACCGGGGGCUUCCUAUUAUGAAAAUGUCAAACAAUUAAUACAGCCUGAGAACUAUUAUUUUGAAGAUGUAGCACUGCAAUCACUUUUGGAGAAGUCUUAUUGUGUAACUGUCUGCCAAGAAACACAUUCUGAAGACACUUAUUCUGAAAAUGUGACUCAAAAACUACAUCCUAAAGAAUUCGGUCAACAUUUUCUAAAAGAAACAUGUUCCGAGGACUUUUGUUCUGAAAAUAAAACAAAGUCAAAAGAUUUUUUUUGUGAAAAUAUCAAGCAAAACAUUUUUUUGUGUGGAAACAACAAAUUGCAAUCACAUUCUGCAUCACACUGGGAAAUAACACAAAAAUUACCUCUCAAAGAUUUAUGCUGUGGACAUAUUUUGCAGAAAACACAAACUGACUUUUCUGCAGAGAUUGAAGGACAGCAGUCUCACAUUGAGAAGCCUUCUUCUGAAAUUCCGCAACAAACACCCUGGGAAAACUCUUAUUGUGAAAACUUCACCCUUUGGAAUGCCUUCAACUCUUAUUCUGAAGAGCCAACACAAACACAACCUGAGGACUCUUAUUCUGAAGACACUAAACAAACCCAACCUGAGGACUCUUGUUCCGAAAGCACAGAACAAGCACACGCUGAGGACUCUUAUUCUGAAAACAGAAUGCAAAUCCAACUUGAGAACUUUUAUUCUGAAAACACAAUACAAACACAACCCCAGGACUCUUAUUCUGAAACACCAAAACUUCUUGAAGUCUCUUAUUCUAAAAAGAAAAUACAAACACAACCAGAGGACUCUUAUUCUGAAAAUACAAUACAAAAACAGACUGAAGAAUCUUAUACUGAAGACUCUAAACGAGCACAACCUGAGGACUCUUGUUCUGAAAACCCAGAAGAAAUACAACCUGAGGGCUCUUGUUCUGAAAACUCAGAAGAAAUACAACCUGAAGACUCUUGUUCUGAAAGCUCAGAAGAAACACAACCUGGGAAGUCUUAUUUUGAAAACUUAGAACAAGCGCAAUCCAAGGACUCGUAUUUUGAAAGCACAGACCAAACUCACUCUAAAGACUCUUAUUCUGCAGGCACUAAACAAACACAACCUGAGGAUUCUUAUUCUGAAAACACACAACAAACACAACCUGGAGACUCUUAUUCUGAAAGCACCAUACAAAAACAGCUUGAAGAAUCUUAUUCUGAAGGCACUAAACAAACACAAUCUGAGGACUCUUAUUCUGAAAGCACUGAACAAAUACAAGUUGAGAGCUUUUGUUCUGAAAGGGCAAUUAAAACACAAGCUGAGGACUGUUAUUUUAAAAGCACAGAACAACCACCACCCGAGGACUCAUAUUCUGAAAACACAACACAAACUGAGGACUCUUAUUCUGAAAACACAACACAAACACAAGCUGAGUAUUUAUAUUCUGAAAGUGCAAUAAAAACAAGAGCUGAGGACUCUUGCUUUCAAAGCACAGAACAAACACAACCUGAGAACAUUUAUUAUGAAACCUCAAUACCAGCUGGGGACUUUUAUUCUGAAACCACAAUACAAAAACAACCUAAAGACUCUUAUUCUGAAAGCACUAAACAACAACAAUCUGAGGACUCUUAUUCUGAAAGCACAGAACAACCACAACCUGAGGACUCUUAUUCUGAAAACAUAGAUCAAACUGAACUUGAAGACUUUGAUUCUGAAGGCGCUAAACAAAGUCAUCCUGAGGUCUCUUAUUCGGAAACUAAGACAUCACAAACUGAAGCCGAAUUUCUCAAGUGUGACAGAGGACAACAUAAUGAAGAGAUAAACAGUGAGGAAGGUGAGGAACACAGCUGUGAGUCUGGUGGACAAAGAUCUACAGAUCAUCAAACGAAAGUUUACAGUCACGAGUCUCCUCCUGUCCAAUCAAAGGUUGAUAUGUCUGCUGGUACCAGUCCAAUAGAACCAGAACAACCACCAGCUGCACCAGCAGUCCAUUUCCAGUCCUCCCACUCCUGUCAGCCUAGCUUCUACAGUCAGCUGCUGAGGUCUGGAGCUGUGUGUCUGCCUGGAACCAAAGACCGAGGAGGACGAGCUAUCUUUACCGUCUCCUGUUUAAACUCUGUGUGGUUGAAUCCCUACUGCAACAGUCCAGAGCUUCUCCGCCUCCUCCUCUACUACACCUUCACCCUCAGGAAGGAAGUGCGAGCCUUGGGGCUGACGGUGCUGGUGGACGCCCGCGGAGCUGCUCCUCCCUCGGCGUUGUUCUCCGCCUUCAGGUUGCUGCAGGAGGACACGCCAGGCUCCAUCCACAUGAUGUUAAUCCUGCUUAACAAAGAGUCGUUUCUGUGUCUGGACAAACCUGCUUCCACCCAGGUGGAGAUGCUGAGUUCUUUGAAGUCCCUGCAGAAACACGUGGACCUCCGGCAGCUUCCUGCAGACUUUGGAGGAUCGUUCCGCUUCAGUCAGAACAACUGGAUCAGCUUCAGAUCGAGGGUGGAUCAGCUGACCAGACAGUGUAACGAUGUGAUCCAGCUGCUGCAGAAAAGCAUCAGCAUCCUGCAGAGCACUCCUGUACCUGCUGCCAAACAGGAUGCUGAGCUGCUGCUGUCCAGGUACAAGGCAGUGAUGGGUAGCAUCCUAGGAGACAUCCAGUUGGUCUGGCUGCAGCGAGAGGGCGGAGCCUCUCUGUCUGUGCUCCGCAGGGAGGAGGGAGGUGAUGGUGUGUCAGAAGAGCAGCAGGCGGCUGUGGAGGAGGUGUCAUCUCUGUACGAGGAGGUGGACGAGCUGCUGCACCGCCUGGUCACUCUGUACAACGCCAAGACUCAGGAACUCAACUUUGUCAAGGACUUCAGGAACCUGGAGCAGGACUUCAGCCUGGCUUAUGAGUGGGCGUUGGAGAGUAUGCGUCACCUCGCUGGGAUCUCCAUGGAGGACUGCACACACCCUGACAAAUGCCAGGCUGUGAUUGACAGCUUGGAGGAGUACCAGCAAACACACCCUCCGAUCCCAGAUGCUCGUUUCCAGGAGAUGAGGGCAGAGGCCGCGGAGCUGCAGGGUGAUCGCGGGCUUCAUCAUUGGACCUUCGCCUGGGCCAAGUGUCAGGAAACAAAGAAGAUGUUUGACCGGAAGAUGGAGGCGGUGCUUAGAACACGAGACUCUGUCCACAGGCGCCGCUCUGACUCUGUUACCAGCAGAAGCUCCAUCUCCUCCAGAAAGUCUUUGUCAGGACUGUGGGGUGUUCAGGAGAGCUCCCCGUGCUCCCUAGAGAGUGACACCUCAUCCCCCGUCUUCUCUGCCUCCCCCCCCACACCCCACCGCACCUCGCUCCUUCAACGCCUCUUCCGAAGCUCCUCCUCCUUUGAGGAGGCCUCAGAGCAGAAGGACAACCUCUCCCCCAGUCCCAGCCUCACCCGUCUCAACUCCUCCCACAGCUUCUCUCCCUUCUUUUCCCCCAGCUUCUCCUCCUUCAGCUUCUCCCCAUUGUUCUCCCCCAGGUUAUCACCUUCCUCGUCCUCCAGCAGGCGGCAGCAUCUGAGGAAGACUCAGAGUUUUGACUGUCCCUCCACGCCUGACGUAUUACGGUGCGGCUCUGGGCCCCGGACCCUCAGCGAGCCGCCUCGCAGAGGAAACACGGGCGUGUUCAUCCGUGGUUUGGAGGUCAGCAGUUCGGAAGCGGCUGAUCAGACCUUGUGCCCCAGAAUGCCAGCCCACAGCUGGACGGGUCCGGGACCACGCAGCCCUCAGACGCCUGGCACCCCCGCAGUAGACGGCCACCACAGAGAAGGAAGUAGGCUGCGUCACAUCGUGGAGGAAAUGGUGACAACGGAGCGCGAAUAUGUCCGCUCGUUACGGUACAUCAUUCAUCACUACUUCCCUGAGAUGGACCGGGCCGACCUCCCCCAGGGCCUCCGAGGGAAACGCUCUGUCAUCUUCGGAAACCUGGAGAAGCUGCUGGAUUUCCACAGCCAGUUCUUCCUGCGGGAGUUGGAGGCUUGCUGGAAACACCCGCUGAGAGUGCCGCACUGCUUCCUGCGACACGAGGAGCAGUUCAGUCUCUACGCUCUGUACAGCAAGAACAAACCGAAGUCUGACGCCCUGUUGGCCAACCAUGGUCACUCCUUCUUCAGGUGGAAGCAGUUGGAACUGGAAGAUAAGAUGGACCUGUCGUCCUACCUGCUGAAGCCCAUCCAGAGAAUGAGUAAAUAUGCUCUGCUCCUAACUGACCUCAUGAAGGAGGUGGGCACAGAGCAGGAGGCGGAGCUUACAGCUCUGCAGGCUGCCACCAGCAUGGUGAAGUUCCAGCUUCGCCACGGCAAUGACCUGCUAGCUAUGGACGCCAUUCGAGACUGUGACGUAGACCUGAAGGAGCAGGGUCAGCUGAUCCGUCAGGAUGAAUUUACCGUCUCGAGCGGCAGGAGGAAAUGUCAGCGCCACAUCUUCCUGUUUGAGGAGCUCAUUCUCUUCAGUAAACCCAAGAAAAUGGAAGGAGGGCUAGACGUUUUCAUCUACAAACACUCCUUCAAGACAGCAGACGUGGGUCUGACCGAGUCAACAGGGAACAGCGGGCUCAGGUUUGAGAUCUGGUUCAGGAGGAGAACAACCAAGAACCAGACCUUCAUACUUCAGGCCACCACAGCCGAGGUCAAACACACGUGGACGACUGACAUCGCCCGGAUCCUUUGGACCCAGGCCACCCGGAACAAAGAGAUGCGACUGAAGGAGAUGGUGUCGAUGGGCGUGGGGAACAAACCGUUUCUGGACAUCCAGCCGAGCGACGCCGCCAUCAGUGACCGAGCGGUUCACUACAUCAUGAAGAACAAAGGGGCCAGAACUCGAGCAUCUAUCGCCGUCUCUGUGUUUGACCACUCUCAGCCAUUCAAACGAGAAGCCGUGACCUCUGACCCUGCAGCAUCAGGACCGUCCUCCUGCAGCCUGCUGGGGCCACUCAACUUGCACAUGUACAGUCAGUUGCCCCCCGCUGCUCCUCCUGCUGACUCAUCCUUCAGCUCCUCUUGUAUUGAGGAAGAUGAGCAGGAACAUGAAACCAGCAGCCAGCCCUCCAUGACCACCGAGAGUUCUGGUUCUUCGUCUCGUUGCCUCUCUGGUUCCACAGGCUCCGACAGCGGCUGCGUCUCCUCCCACCUCCAGGAGGCGAUGCUUGGAGAGUCCAGUCCACCCAGCCAGCCCUCUUCCUCCUCAUCCUCAUCUUCCUCCAGCAAACAGCACCUCCCCAAUGACUACAUGUCUUCUAAAGCUGCCACCAUCAUCUGACCUUCACCUGAUCCUCCUAAUGGUGAUUGCUGGACAUGGGCACCGGUGACCCCC
Molecule: messenger RNA, 6689 nt
Organism: Nematolebias whitei (Rio pearlfish)
Lineage: Eukaryota; Metazoa; Chordata; Actinopteri; Cyprinodontiformes; Rivulidae
Product: rho guanine nucleotide exchange factor 40
Molecular function (GO): guanyl-nucleotide exchange factor activity
Source: RefSeq, a predicted model, not a curated record